AAUCUUGAAAAAAAAUCGGCAUAUUUUCAUAUUUCCAAAAUGAACAGUGGUUUUGUGAUUCUGUUACUGUUUUCGUUCGUCUUUUCUGGAUUAUCAGUGGCUGAAGAUGUGAAUUUCUCAACGAUAAAGAUGUUCUAUUUCGCUCCUGAGCUUUCAUCGGAACUUCUUAUGGAUAAUGGCUCUGCUGAAUUGCCCUAUUUCAACGAAAGUGAACCUGUGAGGGUGAUUAUUCACGGAUAUAUCGCCGGAUACAAGCAUUUCUCAAUCUCUCCCGUGAGAAAUGCCUAUCUCUCGAUUGGGGCUCACAAUGUGUUCUGCGUGGACUGGUCAGAAGUGUCGUUUGGUUUCUACCCAACAGUGCGAUACAGAGUGGCCAAAGUGGGUUCGCACAUUGGUCAGAUGAUGAGGACGCAGAUCAUGUCACGCUACCCUGACAUUCCUCUGGAGCAGUACCACGUCAUCGGCCACAGUCUGGGCGCGCACAUCGCCGGAAACGUCGGCCGGAGCUUCAGCGGUCGCCUGGGCAGAGUCACUGGCCUCGAUCCUGCUCAUCCGCUCUUCAUGAGCGGCGACAAGGACUGGCUGUCGCCCUCUUCAGCGCUCUUCGUCGACACCGUGCACACUUCUGCCACCACUCUGGGCCAAAUAACGCCCACUGGCCACGCUUCCUUUUACCCCAACAACGGACUUCCUCCGCAGCCCGGCUGUCUUCCGCUGGACUAUAUGUCCUUCACGCACUGUAGCCACAUAAGAGCCACCGCUUACUUCGGAGAGUCCAUCAUCCACCCGAAAGGCUUCCCGGCCGUUCAGUGCGAUCUUGAGGUCAUCACGAAGGAUGAGACCAGCUGUCCGAAGCUUCGUGACGUGGACAAGAAAGUCUACAUGGGAGAAAAUGUGGACAGAACAGCCAGAGGCACUUAUUAUCUUCUGACUUACAGCAUUGCUCCAUUCUCUAAGGGAGCAAGUAUGUUAUAAUAAAAUAGAAAACAUGACAACAUUGUGUAAUUCAGAAAUUUGUAGUGAAACACCAAA
Phlebotomus argentipes is the source of this 1032-nucleotide messenger RNA. Its product is annotated as pancreatic triacylglycerol lipase-like. The transcript is spliced from 2 exons. NCBI's taxonomy places the organism in Eukaryota, Metazoa, Arthropoda, Insecta, Diptera, Psychodidae. The coding region runs from base 40 to 975 and encodes 311 amino acids. Gene Ontology annotation, biological process: lipid metabolic process. The record is from RefSeq and is a predicted model, not a curated record. Gene Ontology annotation, molecular function: lipase activity.